Molecule: messenger RNA, 651 nt
Organism: Lecanosticta acicola
Lineage: Eukaryota; Fungi; Ascomycota; Dothideomycetes; Mycosphaerellales; Mycosphaerellaceae
Source: the annotation of a GenBank genome assembly
AUGGAGAACACCAAAACCAGCUUCCUGGACCUCCCACCCGAAAUCCGCAACACCAUCUACCAACUCGCUCUCGAGAAGUCGCAAUCCAUCGGAAUCAAAAGCAGCAUGCAUCGCCACUACGAAAGGUACUACAAAGACUCCACUCUUCCAAAGAGCGCAAAGGUCAUGCCCAUACUUCCUCUCAACUUGAGCAUCAACAUCCUGCGAACGUGCAAGACUAUCCACCAAGAAGCAACCCCAAUCCUCUACGGCGCCAAUCGCUUCCAUUUCCACUGCUGCUGCCACUUCAAACAUUUCGCCGAAACCAUCGGAGGAGCUUCGCUUCGCUACUUGCGGGAGUUGCGCUUCGCCGCUUUACCCAACCGCUUCGUCGCGACGUUGGCAUUCUCCCAUCUCAAGGCGUGCCGGGCUCUGGAGAAGCUCACAGUGCCGCAUGAGGAUAUGUAUGCGCACAGGAGAUGGAGUGUGCCGGCGCUCAGAGCUACGCUGGAAGUUUUGGGCCGCUGCCGCGGGAGGGAAAGCGGAAGAGGUGUGGAAGUUUGCUUGCAGAACAGAUGUGGCUAUUACUCCCAGAGGCAGGUUGAAGAUUUCUCUGAGGCGCUAGAGCGGGAGUUUGCAGGCCUGAGGGUGAUGGUCAAAUGCGGUCAAUAG